Messenger RNA from Paramuricea clavata, 1783 nucleotides. NCBI's taxonomy places the organism in Eukaryota, Metazoa, Cnidaria, Anthozoa, Malacalcyonacea, Plexauridae. The record is from the annotation of a GenBank genome assembly.
AUGUACAAUACGUUUAACGAGAUAUACGAAGCAGUCAAACAGAACGGAAUACUUGUUACUGGUACUCCGUCAACGCCGCCUCAGAAUGCCAAGGGCAAGGGACAAAAGAGAAUUCAAAAAUUUUCUCCGACUGGUCUGAGCCCUCACAGCAAAACAACGUCAAGGCCAAUGCACUAUAGUCCAAAGGAUAAGAAUACGCGUAGACGGUUAGAUUUGAGAAAAAGUAUAUUGUCAGUUCCCGACCAAGGGCAAGGAAUAAAUGCGAAUUUAGAGCUGGAAAACACCAUAGCUAACUUGAUGAACCUACCUGUGGAAGAAAAUGAAAAAAAGUCACCUCCCGUUGUCAAGGUAUAUAUGUAUAAUAUACAGUAUUUAGAGAAAUAAAAUUAUUAAUAUUGUUUCUUUUGAGCAUACUUUAUAAACCCAUUGAAACCGAUUACUUUUCAAGCCUCUAUAUGGCACGCACACUGCCACUAGAAGGAUGCAUGUGCCAUGUGGUCAUGAGUAUCACGCUAAAAUUAUAAAAAUAACAUACAAAACUCACAUGAUUUGUUGUUGAAAAUGUAUUAUACUAUCCUCGAAAGACCAAACAAUUUAUUCAUUUCUUCAAAUAGAUCUUCGUCGGUUAUAGCACAAGAGUGAUUGAACAUGAAUGUUUUGGAAGCGAAAGGGAUAUUGUAAAAAAUCUGGCAACGAAAAAUUAUAAAAGCGCAUAUCUGGCAGCAUUUAGAAAUCCAACAAUGAAAGAGUUCCUUGUGAAGAAAUUUUAUGAUGAAGCACGCACUGAACUAAAACAUUAUUCGAAAAUGAAGUCGUCUGUGUUUCGUUUUAAUGGUUCGUUUGAAGAACUUGCAGAGUAUAAAGGAGUUGAACUAAUUAACGAGUGUCAGGUUGAAUUGCCACUUACAUAUGGCUUUGUAUCACACACAUCUGGACAGAAAUCUCCGAAAACACUUUUUAACAAGAAAGUGCUUGCAUUAUCCUCACUACUAAACAGUUGGAUUGCAAAGUCGAAAUUUAUUUAUAGAAAUAAUGUUAUUCUUACUGCCGGAGGAUGCAAGAAAACAGAAAUCAAAACCUUUCACGAUCUUGGUAAGUCUUUACAUGAAUGCAUAUUUUAUCACCCCAUACUGGAUCUGUUAUUAUGUUUUACUAGUAUAUGAUUAUCGCGGAAAUUUACAGCUAUAUGGGCCAGUUGUUCAAAGCUGGAUUAGCUUAACCCUACGUUCACGUAAAAUUCAAAGCAAACUUCCUGGCAGCUUGUCUAUAUAUUUGGAAGUAUUUCUUCAGAGACCUUGUUUGGUUAAAUCUUGUCUGGUUAUUUCUCUGAAGUUUUGAAAUAAGCAGACGUGCAGAAAUAUUCUAUCUAAAACAGCAGGUUAAAUUUUAAUUCAGGAUUAACGCUAACCCACCUUCGAACAACCGGCCCAUGAAAGAUAAAUAUUUUUAUGUAUUUUUAGGUAUGUCCAGUCAUCCUCGGACCGUGAAUAAUAUGCAAGAGAAAAUGUCGCAAACCUUUGACAAAGACGUUCUUUCUUGGAAACAGGAACUGCUGAAUUUUCACGCUGAAAAACGAUUUAUUAGUGAAGUCAUUGAAAGUCAGCAUCAAACAAGUGAAGACAGUAUGGAACUUUGUACAAUCAAUUUGAAUAAAGAAGCUGUAAGCAAUUGUGAAAGUUACACCGAGGAUAUCUAUAACAAAUGCAUAUCUAAACUACCUGCGUGUGACACAAACAUUUAUGAUGAUGAAGAAGAAGUGUUAGGAACAAAUAAGCAGCAAUAA